AUGGGAAAGAAACCGAAGAGCCAGAAUACCUCCGAGCCUGUCGAUCCAGAUGCCCUCGCAAAGGCUCUAAAGGAUUACGAAGACGCUGGACGUCCCCGGGAAAGAACACCUGGAACAAGCCCCAGUAGGAAAAGACAACGGGUCUAUGGCGAUCGGUUUAUACCGAAUCGUGAGGGGCAAGAUUUACAAGCCACUUACAGCUUACUUCACGAAGAUGGGUGUCCCUCAACGCCUUCCAAAACGAAAAAGCGCGCUCCUCAUUCAGAGCUUCAUUUUCAAAAGACAGAAGAAGCAAAUCGGAUGUACUCGCGAGUGCUCCGAAGCGAGCUGUUUGGGAGCACAGUCCCACAGGCCGAUCUGGACUCGCUCUCGCCUGAUCCCUUAUUAGGUAUCCCUAAUGGCAUCAACGAGAAGACUCGUUCGCAUACACCUCCUUCACACUCCAUAUCGAAUCUCCCUCCAGCUAGCAUCACACCAUCAACGCCUCACAAAAAUCUCUUUUCAUACACAUCCCCGAGAAUCGGCUCCGGACAACCCACGCCAUCAAAGACACCUCGAAGUCAACACGGCCCGAAUCUGAACGUUCGGUCGGAGCUUUAUAGUCUGUCCCCGAUCAGAUAUGACAGUCAACGCAUUCUAGAAACACCCCGCAAGCAGCCGCGCUAUGUUAAUAAAGUUCCCUACAAGGUCCUUGAUGCGCCUGACCUACAGGACGACUUCUACUUAAAUCUGGUGGAUUGGGGCAGCAGUAAUGUCCUAGGAGUCGGCCUUGGGAAUUCGGUGUACAUGUGGAACUCCAGCACUGGCCGUGUGACAAAACUCUGUGAGUUGAAAGAUGAUACUGUCACAAGUGUGAGCUGGAUACAAAGGGGUACACAUUUGUCAAUAGGUACCGGCAAGGGUCUCGUCCAGAUCUGGGAUGCAGAGCAUUGUCGCCGUCUCCGAACAAUGAUUGGACACACUAAUCGUGUGGGUGCUCUCGCAUGGAACGAUCAUAUUCUGACGUCCGGUUCUCGAGAUCGCCUUAUCUUCCACCGUGAUGUACGUUCGCCCGAUCAGUAUCUACGUCGACUGUCGGGUCACAAGCAGGAGGUUUGUGGUCUCCGGUGGAAUACCGAAGAUGGCCAGCUCGCGUCAGGUGGAAAUGACAACAAACUUAUGGUCUGGGACAAGCUAAACGAGACACCACUUUAUCGCUUCUCUGAUCACACUGCGGCUGUAAAGGCCAUCGCAUGGUCGCCCCACCAACAUCAUCUUCUCGCCUCUGGUGGGGGUACAGCUGAUCGAACCAUUAAAUUCUGGAAUACAGCUACUGGGUCAAUGAUCAAAGAGGUUGACACAGGUAGCCAGGUGUGUAAUCUGGCGUGGUCGAAGAAUUCAGACGAAAUCAUCAGCACACAUGGUUACAGUCAGAACCAGAUUGUCAUCUGGAAAUACCCGCGCAUGGAACAAAUUGUAUCGUUGACUGGCCAUACAUUCCGUGUCCUCUAUCUCGCAAUGAGUCCUGACGGACAAACAGUCGUUACCGGAGCCGGCGACGAAACGCUGAGGUUCUGGAAGAUCUUCAACAGGAAGUCUGGGAGAGAACCCGGACGUGUGGGCGGCAAGCUAGCGGAAUGGGGCACUAUUCGAUGA
Molecule: messenger RNA, 1635 nt
Organism: Aspergillus clavatus NRRL 1
Lineage: Eukaryota; Fungi; Ascomycota; Eurotiomycetes; Eurotiales; Aspergillaceae
Product: WD40 repeat domain-containing protein
Exons: 4
Coding region: 1-1635 (544 amino acids)
Biological process (GO): positive regulation of ubiquitin protein ligase activity; anaphase-promoting complex-dependent catabolic process; positive regulation of anaphase-promoting complex-dependent catabolic process
Cellular component (GO): anaphase-promoting complex
Molecular function (GO): anaphase-promoting complex binding; ubiquitin ligase activator activity; protein binding
Source: RefSeq, a predicted model, not a curated record